AUGCCUAUCGCCCCACCAAUCUCUGGUACCUCCGUGGAUAUUGCCAUGAGGGACCUUGCCAGUCGGUUCGAUAGUGGCGUACCACGAUUGAGAGUUGAAAAGUAUUUCUAUUACAAGGUCAGCAUCGACCAUAAUAUGUUUCUUCCACCUGAAGAACCGUAUGACGGAUAUUCCUCGACCUUGAAACCAAAAGCACUGCGGGGGAAUUCGUCUUUUACCAUCCUCAAGCUCUUCCUACAGCACUUUGUUUUUCUGUCCGCCAACAAUUUACUCAGCGAAUCGCAAAUCCACAAGGUUGUUGAAUACAUUGUCGAGAAAGGCGGCACGAUCAUCCUCCUAUUCAUCUGUCGUCUUCGGUCUCCGUUGAUGGCGGUGUUCGCUAGGAAGGUUUUCCACAAUGCUCUUCUGGCCGGGGUUCGCCCCGAAAUCGAAUUCUUUUUCAGAAGGCCUAAUUACUGGGACUUGAAAGUUCAGGUCCUACCAACAUUGUUCGCCUUUGGUGCCGACCCAGAAAAAUACAUUAAAGAUCGAGAGACUGGAUUCCCUUUGAUUGAUGCAGCGCGUAGCGGCAGCCUCAAGGCCGUGAAACUGCUUCAAAGUAAGGGUGCUCGGGUUAAUCUUUACCUUGCGCGGUAUUGCGGAACAGCUUUGCAAGCUGCAGCUUCUCGAGGCCACUUAGAGGUGGCUGAGUAUCUCGUUCAGCAUGGAGCGGACAUCAAUGUUCCUUGUGUUCAGCAAAUCCAAUUUCCGGGUUACUACAACUAUGAGGUACUGAUAUCUCUUCUAACUCCCGUUCAGAUUGCUGCAAUGGUGGACAAUGUGAGUUUCCUUCGAUACUUGCUCCAACACGGAGCUUCUGCGAUGGCUUUCCCGGCAUCCGCUGUUAGCCCUCAAACAGAUUUAGAGGUUUAUCACCCUCGACAUACCAGCAAGAUAUUUGUGUGUACUGCCUUGCAAUAUGGAGUUUCAAACCAAAAUAUGGAGAUCAUCUUGCUUUUGUUAAACGCAAGAGCCUCUCCAGACUCCCGUGCUGCACCCAAUAUAGGUGACACACCUUUACAAAUGGCCGCAAGAUUAGGGAAUGUCGAGAUAUAUCGACUGCUCUGCAGCUGGGGUGCUGAUAUAAACGCACCACCUGCGGUGUACAAUGGCCGCACUGCACUGCAAGGGGCAGCAGAGAGCGGGAAUCUGGAAAUCCUAAGGAUGCUUUUGGAAGCCGACGCGCAGGUAAAUGCACCAGCAGGAGCGGAAAAAGGAUUGACUGCCUUACAGGCCGCGUGCUUGAAUGGCCACUAUUUGAUGGCCGGGUUUCUACUCGCUAAAGGGGCGGAUUUGAACGUAGAUCCAUCGCCUGUUGGGGGUUUGACACCUAUCCAGGCAGCAGCCUCUUACGGUGACAUAAGACUUGUGAGAGAUCUGAUCGCUCUGGGAGCAGAGGUUGACGCUCCACCAGCCAAGGAGGGCAAGACCGCUCUUCAAGCCGCUGCCAAGCAUAAAUCACUGCCACUACUGGAGCUCUUAAUGCAGCACGGCGCGGAUGUUAACAAAAUCGGAGCAUAUGAUGAUAUGCACUCACCUCUUGCAAUCGCAGCCGACCAAGACUGGCUCGAAGGGAUGCGGUUCUUUUUGGACCGUGGUGCGAGGAUUAACUGCAGCUUACAAGUCCCGAUCGCGCAAGAUGGGACUGUGGAAUAUCACUUAGCGAGAAAUUUUUGCCUUCUUGACUGGGCUAUCCUGAACGGGAACGAGGAGAUGACAAGAUUAUUGUUGCAACAUGGCGCCAAUUCUGUUGCACCUCCUGUGAUAUGCCCAUACUCCUACCAAAGCCUGCUAUGGCUUUCAUUACGCGAAAGAUUUGGCUUUGACAUUAUUGAUUUGCUUCUAGCCAAAGUUCCUGACUUUCACAAGCAUCCUGGGAGCGCUGACACGCUGAAAUUAACGUUCACCUGGAAAGUUGACAUAGCUUACAGUCGGCAAAUACUGGAAAGAUUAAAUAUGAUUCUGCCAACGCUUUGCCACAGAGCAGUCCAAAGGGCAUGGGAUCAAGUUUUCAAAUUCUGUGGUAAGGAAAAGGAGUUGAAGGACGUCAUUGAGUUUCUUCUAGAGUCAGGCGCAAAUAUAAACUCUCACGCAGAAGAUGGAAGCACUUUGCUUCAGCGCGCAGCUCGCUAUGGCCACGAGAAGCCCUGUAUUCUUCUUAUCGAUCAUGGUGCCGCCGUUAACAUCCACGCAACCAGAUCAUACGGGACACCCCUUCAAGAGGUUAUCAGAAGGCACCAUUUCAACUUAGCCAUUUUAUUACUGAACCGAAGUGCGGACGUCAAUGCUCUUCCAGCACUGGAAGGAGGGGCUACUGCGCUCCAGGCGGCUGCCAUAAGUGGAAUGUUGAAGCUAGCUGUACUGCUUCUUGAACGUGGAGCAGAUGUCACUGCACCAGCUGCGCAAAUAUGUGGUAAAACAGCAAUUGACCUCGCUGCGGAGUAUGGCCAUUUUGAUAUGGUCCAGUUGUUUCUGAAUGCCUAUGGGGAAGAUGCAGAUCUGGAGUCUAUACGUCGUCAGGCAGCGGGCUUUGCAAGAAGGGAAGGCCAUCAUGAGCUAGCCGACUGGUUACUUUCGCGUUGGUCUUAUUGA
Aspergillus tubingensis is the source of this 2631-nucleotide messenger RNA. RefSeq names its product ankyrin repeat-containing protein. Lineage: Eukaryota; Fungi; Ascomycota; Eurotiomycetes; Eurotiales; Aspergillaceae. The record is from RefSeq and is a predicted model, not a curated record. The transcript has 2 exons. The coding region runs from base 1 to 2631 and encodes 876 amino acids. Gene Ontology annotation, molecular function: protein binding.